This is a messenger RNA of Tribolium castaneum (red flour beetle), 2435 nucleotides long. Its product is annotated as IKK epsilon. Bases 127 to 2325 code for a protein of 732 amino acids. Gene Ontology annotation, molecular function: protein serine/threonine kinase activity; ATP binding. NCBI's taxonomy places the organism in Eukaryota, Metazoa, Arthropoda, Insecta, Coleoptera, Tenebrionidae. The transcript is spliced from 2 exons. Gene Ontology annotation, biological process: peptidyl-serine phosphorylation. Gene Ontology annotation, cellular component: cytoplasm. The record is from RefSeq and is a predicted model, not a curated record.
CUGCCAUUGUUGGCUUCAUUGCUGUGACACAAAUACAGCUGACGAAACAUUUCAAGUUAAUUUUUUGUGAAAUUUCGGUAAUUCACCGAUGUGAGAAAGCAUGUGACCCAAAUAUCGGCCCCCAAAAUGUCGUUUUUACGCGGAUCUCAGAAUUACGUCUGGUCGACAACGAGUGUCUUGGGCAAGGGGGCCACCGGGGCUGUCUACCAAGGCGUAAACAAAAUCAAUGGUGAACCUGUCGCGGUGAAAACUUUCAAUCAAAUGAGCCACUUGCGCCCCCACGACGUGCAAAUGCGCGAAUUCGAAGUGCUCCAGAAAGUGAAACAUGAAAAUAUCGUCAAACUUUUGGCCAUUGAGGAAGAACAGGAAAACCGUGGAAAGGUUAUUGUGAUGGAACUGUGUACGGGGGGAAGUCUUUUCAACAUUUUGGACGACCCGGAGAACACGUACGGACUAGCCGAAAAUGAGUUCCUGAAGGUGCUCCAGGACUUGUCCGCCGGGAUGAAGCACCUCCGGGAUAAUAACCUGGUCCACCGGGAUUUAAAGCCAGGUAACAUAAUGAAAUUUAUCUGUGAUGACGGCCGGACUGUGUACAAGUUGACCGACUUUGGAGCUGCCCGAGAACUCCCCGAGGGCCAACAUUUCCAGUCAUUAUAUGGCACCGAAGAAUACUUACACCCUGAUCUCUACGAACGCGCAGUAUUACGGAAACACGUCAAUAAAACUUUUGGCGCCACAAUUGACUUGUGGUCAAUCGGAGUCACUUUGUAUCAUGUCGCCACCGGAAAUCUUCCAUUCCGUCCAUACGGGGGCCGCAAAAACAAGGAAACGAUGCAUUUAAUAACGACGAAAAAAGCAAGUGGCGUUAUUUCCGGAAUACAGGUCACUGAAGAUGGUCAAAUUGAGUGGCGCAAAACGUUGCCAGAAAGUUGCCAAUUAAGUCCGGGUUUAAAAAAAAUAAUCACGCCGUUAUUGGCCGGUUUAUUAGAAGCUGACACGAAAAAAAUUUGGACGUUUGAGCGCUUUUUCACCGAAGUCACUGACAUGUUAUCGCGAAAAAUCGUUAAUAUUUUUCACGUGAACAAAGCACAGCUCAUCAAGGUUUACAUUCAUCCCGACGAAAGCUACAAUCACCUACAGAAUUACAUAAACGAACAGACUGAAGUAUCGCUUGAAAAUCAAAUCUUGCUCCUUAAAUCAAAUUUAUUCACCGACUUAGUGGAAGAAAAUAGUCGAGCCGGGGGUUACCCUGAAACAAAAGAAGACGAACCUUUAUUCCUGUUUAAUAAAGAAAACAACAACGUGACGGUAAUCCCCGAGCAGAAUUUACCGAAAUUUACCGAAUUUAGUAAUGUGACUUCGGUUGAAAGCGACGCAGCGCAGGCAAAAAACGCCUGUAGUAUCGGCUACCUCUGCAAACGCCGAAUCGAAAAAUAUUCACUCGCUUGCUCCCAUUUCAACAACUGUGUUGAAAAUUUCGUGCAAUACAUAAACAAGGAACUCAGAGAAAUGAACCAAGAAUCGUUACAUCUCCUAGAGAAAACCACGAUUCAUAAAAAGACUGCUCAUUUCCUGGAAUCAUCGCAAAAAAUUGCCGCCUUCAAGUUUAGCAAUAUCCACCAAGUGGUCUACGCCGACGAGUUGAAACACCUCAGCGAGAGUUUUGUCUCGGAAACGGCGAAAAAAAUCAUGCAACUGAACCAGAGCCACGUGAUCGAGAACACGUUGCAAUCGGAGUGGGACGUGUCAAGUCGGCCGUUGAAGAGUCCGGUGAAGUCCCGAGCGGCCGAAAGGGCCCGCACCGAAGUGGAGCGAUUGAGGGACUCGUGGCAGCACCUCGUGCGAGAUCGCGCCACGCGGACGCUUUCGUACAACGACGAGCAGUUCCAUAUUUUGGAACGCAUCAAAAUCACGCACACGAUUAAUCGGAUCAAGGUUUUGCUGCAGAAGGAGGUGUUUCCGCAGUAUGUGCAAUUGGCGGAGAAUUUGGGCGAUUGGUAUAAAAUUGCCCAAACGGUUUAUUUGCAAAUGAUGAUUUUGAAAAGGGACGUUUUGAAUUAUGACGCCAAUUUGAAGAAGUUUGAGUUGGAGAUGUUUAUUAAAAAUGAGGAGUAUUUGGAACAAGUGAAGAAAUUGUUGGAACAGGACGCGACUGAUAGUUCGAGCAAGAAGAUGAAGAAUUCGAAUAACCAAAAGUUGAAAAUGUGUCUGAAUGAGUAUAGGAGGGAAUGUUGUGAUUUGAACGAAGUUGUUUUGGAAAAUGAACAACUCGUUGAACAAGUGAAUAGGAUUCUGGAGGAGUUGAUCGUUGACGAGGAGGGCUGAUUGCAUUCCGUGUUCUUUUUGAGAUUAGUUGCCAGUUCUCACCUGUUUGUGUUUACAAAAUUGUAUUAUGGAUAUUGUUAUACUGAAGAAAUUAAAAUAUUUUUACUUGA